GUUCUUUUUAAAAUAUGUCUCUCUAAAAAUAGAACACAAUUAAAAUUAUCCCAAAUUAAAAAUGAAACAGGAAAAUGAUAGAAAGUGCAUAGAAUUAAAUUAGCAUGCUCGGUAGCAAAUAGAAAGGACAGCAUCAUAACUGACAGCUCCACAUGUCUCUUUGUGAUAAGUGAUUGAGAGACCCGGCCAUUCUUUCCACUGCAUUUCUGAAGUGACUGCAAGCAACUUAGGACAUCAUACAAAGAACAACUGGCAGUUCCUCAUUAUUUCCAGGUGCAACAUGAAGCGAGGAUCAAGCCUCCUCUUUUGCUCGCUGGUGCUUCUGCUGAAACUUUGCUGUUACCUUGAAGUGGUUGCUGAAGAAGACCCUCAACAGCCACCCAGGGGAGUCUGUGCCAAUUGGAUGUCAGGAGCACCAGGCUACCCAGGCCACCACGGAACUCCAGGGAGAGAUGGAAGGGAUGGAAAGGACGGGGAAAAGGGAGAGAAAGGAGAUCAAGGUGUACCAGGCCUCAAAGGGGACAGUGGAAUUUUAGGAUCAGCUGGUGUUGCAGGCCCUCAAGGGGCACCAGGAAGCCCAGGACUGAAAGGGGAAAAGGGUGAAACUGCCUCCAGGUAUCAAUCUGCCUUCAGUGUUGGUCUAACAGCCAGAGUCCCUUAUGCCAAUCUUCCGAUCAGGUUUACGAAGAUAUUCUACAAUGAGCAAAAUCACUAUGACGUAACAACAGGGAAAUUCCGGUGCAUCUUUCCCGGAGUCUACUAUUUUGCAUAUCAUCUCACCGUGUACGUGGCAGAUGUAAAAGUUAGCUUGUUCAAGAAGGACACGGCGGUCAUCAUCACUUAUGACAAGUACCAGAAGGACGACGUUGACCAAGCAUCUGGUUCUGUCUUGCUCCGUCUGGAAUAUGGGGAUGAAGUCUGGCUCCAAGUAUAUGGAGAUGAAACAGACAAUGGUAUCUAUGCUGAUAAUGUUAAUGAUUCUACUUUCAUGGGAUUCUUGCUCUACCCAAACUUGGAUAAUGGACAAUAGAAUAUCAGGGGUGGGAGAGAGGGGGGAAAUAGCCAAUAAUUGUUUGGAUUUUCCUUGUAGUCUACUUGUCAAUGCAAGGAAACACAGCAAAUUGAAUUUAGAUGUGUUCAAAGGCGGUUCACACAUGCAUGUCCACUGCUUGAACAUCCAGUGGUGACUUGUUCAUAUGAAUGAGCCAUCACAGAUACAACCCACUGAUAUCCCUUCUUCACCACAGUGCAUUUCAAUAGAGUCAGUUCACACAUUCAGCUGUUCAACAUCAAGAGCAUGUUAAUAAAAUAUAGAGAAAGCAAGUGAUAUACAUGCACAUGUGAUUCCGGAAUCUGCCUGUACUCAUCAAAGACACUUGCCCAAACCUCUUCCUUUAGAAAUGGGUGUUAUUUACUUACAGUUAUACUGACAAAUAGAGCAAACAAUAAGCUUCAAAGAGAGGAGCCUAAAGCAAUAGAAAUUCAGUAAUGAGGUGCAGCCAUAUAAGCAUUGUUCUGCACAAAUAGAAGCAACUAAUGCUUGACAAUAUUACCAUGAUGUGGCUUUCAGAGUGAUUUCUCAUUAGAUCUGCAUUGCUUUCUCAGAUAUAUUUUAAUACAUAUUCCUGUUUCUUUAAUGAGUUACGUGUGGCUUCGGCACCUUAGCAUAUGCACAGGAUGUCUUUAGCACUUAAAUAAGAAUGAAGGUUUGCAACAGAAUAUUUGGAACCAAAAUGUUACUGAAUUACAAAUAAAAAUCCUGCUCACCCACA
This is a messenger RNA of Podarcis raffonei (Aeolian wall lizard), 1772 nucleotides long. It is a transcript of the gene ADIPOQ, whose product is annotated as adiponectin, C1Q and collagen domain containing. The record is from RefSeq and is a predicted model, not a curated record. Gene Ontology annotation, molecular function: protein binding. Lineage: Eukaryota; Metazoa; Chordata; Lepidosauria; Squamata; Lacertidae. Bases 281 to 1030 code for a protein of 249 amino acids. The transcript has 3 exons.